This is a messenger RNA of Oryzias melastigma (Indian medaka), 750 nucleotides long. RefSeq names its product trace amine-associated receptor 4-like. The record is from RefSeq and is a predicted model, not a curated record. Gene Ontology annotation, molecular function: trace-amine receptor activity. Gene Ontology annotation, biological process: G protein-coupled receptor signaling pathway. Gene Ontology annotation, cellular component: membrane. Lineage: Eukaryota; Metazoa; Chordata; Actinopteri; Beloniformes; Adrianichthyidae. The coding region runs from base 1 to 750 and encodes 249 amino acids. The transcript has 4 exons.
AUGGAGCUCAAAGAUGAAGUUGAGUUCUGCUUUCCACAGCUCCUCAACAUUUCCUGCAGGAAGCCAAGACUUCACUGGACCAAAGCUUUCUUUCUCAACACCGUUCUCUCCAUCAUUUCUAUUAUCACUGUAGUUCUGAACCUGCUUGUCAUCAUUGCAGUCUCCCACUUUAGGCAGCUGCACUCUCCCACUAACAUCAUCCUCCUCUCUCUGGCUGUCUCAGAUUUUCUCGUGGGGCUUCUGUUGUUGCCGUUAGAAAUUUACAGAAACACAUCUUGCUGGUUUCUUGGGGAAAUCAUGUGUGCUGUUUAUUAUUAUCUUGCCUGUUAUAUUCCAUAUACUUCAAUUGGUAACAUUAUUUUAAUAUCAGUUGAUCGUUAUGUGGCCAUUUGUCAACCUCUGCAUUAUCCCACCAGAAUCACUACAGUGAGGGUCAAAACGUGUGUUUGUCUGUGUUGGCUCUGCUAUGGAAUGGAUAUUUUAUCUGUAUAUUUACUUAUUGUUCUUUUUUAUUUCAAUUCCUGUCUAAACCCAGUUAUCUACACUUUAUUUUACUCCUGGUUUAGAAAAGCUGUUAAAAUCAUCAUUACUCUGCAGAUACUGAAGCCUGACUCCCGCCAAGUGAAGAAACCCCAGCACGAAGCAGACUGGAUGAGUAGGAAGAGACAAGCGGACGAGCCGGAGGAACACUUGGACCAGGCGAAGAGACACAGAGCCCAGACACUGAUGGUGGUCAGCAGGGCACUCUGA